UUUAAAUGAAGCUCACAAUGAGACCUUCAAAUCCAUACCAGUAAUUUCAGUUUUUGGCCACUCUAGAAAGUCCGAAAAUUGAGACCCAUUUUGAGGGUUUUUGCAUCCUAAGAGUGCCGUUUGCGGCAAAAUGAAGCUCACAACGAGACCUUCAAAUCUAUACCAGCAAUUUCAGCUUUUGGCCACUCUAAGAAGUCCGAAAAUUGAGAUCCAUUUUGAGAGUUUUUGCAUCCUAAGAGGACACGGAUGACAAGUGGCGGAUGACGCUCCUCCACAGGGUUCGAUGGGUUAGUAGACCGUUUCUCAUUUUAUUAUUAUUUAUUUAUUAUUACUUAUUUUUUUUAUAAACCCGGAAUGACACUUAUAAUAUGUAUUGACGUAGGAAAAAAAUAGUGUUGUCCUUAGUUGACCUCGGGUUCGGUUAAGGAUCCAGCUAACGGUUCGGACCUACGGGUUCGGGUCAUUACAAAUUCUCUCUCUUUAAUAUUCUCUCUGCAUCAUGGACUCCUCGUGUAUGUAAUAUUACGGCUCGAAAAAAACUUAUGUUUACAUCUGUAUUUCGAAAUAGGACGACCUGAUUUAUUCUAUAAAAACUUAAUAGAUUAUUUCAUAUUAUAUAUAUAUAUAUAUAUAUAUAAUAUCCUACUUUUAUACAUGUUUAGUCACAAAAUAAAAUAAAGAAUUUUCAAAAUAAAUUAGAAGAUUUACAAUUAUCCAUAUAUAUUUUUACAAGCUUUCAUCCAUCUAGUAUAACAUUUGUUUUUCUUCGCUAAAACGGGUUGUGGGUCAUGACGGGUUAAUCGGACUCAUUUUUAUCCAAAUCAUAUUUAACCUAUUAAAACGGAUUGAAUAUGAGUCACAAUCCAUACUCGACCCAUCAUAUUUAACCAUGACUAAACCUGACCCGUCCUGUCCAUUUGCCAUUCAUAAUAUAUAUAUAUAUAUGUAUAUAUAUGUUUGUGUGUGUGCGCGCGUGUGUAUUUUGCAUAACAUGCGACCUGGGCCAUGUUUUCUCCUCCAAGCUUCCUCGAAGAUGCUUUUCCGCUGGGUGGUUUCCUAGUUCACAUUACUUUUUCCAAUGGCUUGACUUUCAUAGAAGAUGCUUAAUCACAUUUCUUCCGCAGUUGUGGGGCUGUACAUUUUUAAAAUUAAUAUACUUUACUUUACCUUUCAAAAUUACAAAAAACUGACCCUCUUCGCUUCCUUUACGCAUUUCUCUUCUUCACAUAUUAAGGGUGAAAGUCAAGCCAUUGGAAAAAGUAUGAUGUCACGGUAUAUUAAAAACUUUCCGAAUUAAAAAAAAAAAAAAAAAAAUGUAUGAUGGCACGGUCCUGGACCAAGUACAAAUAAUUUCCCUUGCAUGCUUCCUCGAAGUUGUUUUUGUGUGAAUAUAUAUCUAUAUAUAUAUAUAUAUGCAUGUACAUGCAAUUGGCGAUACUGGGCCAUGUUUUUCCCCCAAGCUUCGUCGAGGAUUCUUAUCCGCUGGUGGUUUACUCGUUCACAUUACUUUUUCCAAUGGCUCGACUUUCAUCGAAGUUGCUUAAUCGCAUUUCUUCCUCAUUUGUGGGGCUCUACAGUUUUACAAUAAAUACAGUUAAACUUUCAAAAACACACUCGCCCUACUAGCUUGUUUCUAUUCUCCACAUUUUUGUUACUGUAUCACACUGUCCUUGUCCCCCCUCUGCCACUAGAAAAUGGUUUGCAAAACUCAAUGUUGGAAAAAGUAGAAGGAAAAUCUUUUGCAUUUUUUAUAAUCCAUUUGUAUCAAUAAUUCCAAGUACUAGUAGUAUUCCUUCCAUCUCCCCUAUGUCGUUAGCGGUCGUGCCACAUGGGGUGGCGAGGGCAUGCGGUGGGACGAUUGAUAUGGCAAUGAACGCAACGACUUCUGGAGAAGACACAAUCAUAGGUAUCAACAUGGUGGCACAAGCAGACGAAAUACCGAGCAGUACCAUGGAUCCUCAAUUGUACAGAGCCAUAACAAUUGGGAUCCUAAUUAUGGGUUACUAUUAGUACAAUCAAACAUUUCUUCCAUUCAGCAGCAACUGAGCCCACAAGGGAACACGGUUCUUCACCUCGCCGCUAGUUUAGGCCAUCACCACCUUGUGGAACCCAUCCUCGUGGACUAUCCAGAACCGUUCAGGGCUACAAAUUCGACAGGCGACAUUCCCCUUCAUUUGGCUGCAGCUUCCGGGAAUCUAUCUACACUCAACUCUCUGCUUCGUCAAGCCAAACAGCUCGGAAUUUUUAGUCCCUAGGCCCUCGUGUAUGGAAAUUCGGAGGAGAAUACUGCAUUACAUGCGGCCAUGAAACAUCAUCACUACGAUUCGGCUAUGGUCUUAGUUAAGCAGAACCCACAAGCGUCCACGCUUCCAAAUGGCGAAAACAUGUCUUCCCUGUUUAUGGCUGCCGAAGCAGGGCAACUGGAGCUUGUUAAGGCAAUGAUGCAAAAUGGAUUAGUUGACAUACAAACUGUGGAAGGCCAGUCAGUUGUGCACGCUGCCAUCAAAGCAAGAAACUUGGAUGUCCUAAAGGCUUUGUUGGAGCGGCAAUCAACGUACUUUUGUGUAUAUGAUGGAAAUGGGAGGUCUCCUCUGUCCUAUGCAUCAUCAAUAGGUUACUUUGAAGGCGUUUGCUACUUCUUGGGCAGAAGUGGUUAUGAAGCUGCUACAUACAGAAGAGACCGGGGCGACGAUGGCUCAUUUCCCAUCCAUUGGGCAUCCAAGAUAGGCCAUGUCAAUAUUAUACAAGAGUUUCUCAAACUUCGGCCUGAUUCGAAGGAGUUGCUGGACUAUAACGGUCAGAAUAUUCUUCAUGUGGCUGCCAUGAAUGGGAGAGUCGAUGUAGUCUCUUAUGUGCUUAAGAAGCCCGAGCUUGCAGUGCUCAUCAAUCAAAUAGAUAUGAAAAAGGGAAACACUCCAUUGCAUUUGGCCAGCAAAGGGGAGCAAGCUCGGGUUGUGCAUAUCCUGACGUGGGACAAGAGAGUUAACUUGGAGAUCAGAAAUGAUAAAGGCUUAACUGCUCUAGAUGUUGCAGCCAAGCAUGGAUAUUGGACAACCACAUUUCAAAAGCGGUUGACAUGGUUAGCCCUUAGAUAUGCUGGUGCGACACAAACACAUAAGCGGAACACUAGUCAAGGAAUACAAAAUUUCUAUUACACUGCCAGGGUCAACACUCUUUUGUUGGUGGCGACACUAAUAGCCACCGUGACCUUUGCUGCCGGUUUUACCAUGCCAGGUGGGUAUAAUAGUUCGGAUGAUCAUCCAUACAAAGGCAUGGCAACGCUGGUCAAAAAGCGUAUGUUUCAUAUUUUCGUGUUAAGCAACACCAUUGCAAUGUAUACUUCCAUUAUCGUAGCCGUUCUUCUUGUUUGGGCAAUGCUGAAUGAUCUACAUUUGAGCCUUUGUUCCGUCAAAUUGUCGAUUCCAUUGCUGGGAAUCUCUCUUUCAAUGGUCUCCUUGGCAUUCAUGGCAGCCAUUUCUCUGGUAGUGAGUGACGUAACUUGGCUCGCCAUUGUUGUGCUAAUCAUAGGUUCACUCUCCCUCCUCGGUCUUUGGAUGGUAUUUCUUCCACUUUCCUUCCCCAAUUCCUUGACACAUCGUGUCUCUCUAUACAUCCUCCGCUAUCCACUUUAUCUUUUGAUAUUAGCAACUGAAAAAAGGAAAAAGUGAAGAUGAUGAUGCAGAUCAGAAAUUUCCAACUUUUAAUUUGAAUGCUGUUCGCUUUGUAGUAGUGUUUUCUAAAAGUAAAAAAUACCUCUAAGGCCUUCUCCAACUAAUAAAUUAUUAUAUAUGAGCAUGUAGCUAGUCAGAGCUUGGAUUU
Cornus florida is the source of this 3819-nucleotide messenger RNA. Its product is annotated as protein ACCELERATED CELL DEATH 6-like. The coding region runs from base 2304 to 3668 and encodes 454 amino acids. The record is from RefSeq and is a predicted model, not a curated record. The transcript has 5 exons. Lineage: Eukaryota; Viridiplantae; Streptophyta; Magnoliopsida; Cornales; Cornaceae. Gene Ontology annotation, cellular component: plasma membrane. Gene Ontology annotation, molecular function: protein phosphatase regulator activity; protein phosphatase 1 binding.